Messenger RNA from Carcharodon carcharias (great white shark), 3118 nucleotides. RefSeq names its product chromobox homolog 1b (HP1 beta homolog Drosophila) (gene cbx1b). The record is from RefSeq and is a predicted model, not a curated record. The transcript is spliced from 5 exons. NCBI's taxonomy places the organism in Eukaryota, Metazoa, Chordata, Chondrichthyes, Lamniformes, Lamnidae. Gene Ontology annotation, biological process: chromatin organization; negative regulation of transcription by RNA polymerase II. Gene Ontology annotation, molecular function: chromatin binding. Bases 167 to 718 code for a protein of 183 amino acids. Gene Ontology annotation, cellular component: nucleus; pericentric heterochromatin.
UGUGUUUCUUUUAAAUUUUACCAAACAGAUUUUAUAUUUUUGCGAGAUUUGUUUUCUUAGACAUAAUAAUCGUGGGAUUUGAAGACGGUUUAAAUACAAUUAUUACCGUCGGCCGCUCCUUUUUAUAAAAGCCUCAGCCUCACUUCUCAAUUUAAGACUGGACACAAUGGGGAAAAAGCAAAACAAGAAAAAGGUGGAAGAGGUUCUAGAGGAGGAGGAGGAAGAGUACGUCGUGGAAAAAGUACUGGACAGGCGUAUUGUAAAAGGAAAAGUGGAAUAUCUGCUGAAGUGGAAAGGAUUCUCGGAUGACGACAACACAUGGGAGCCUGAGGAGAACCUUGACUGUCCUGAUCUCAUCGCAGAGUUCUUACAGUCUCAGAAAAUAGCACAUGAUGGCAUAGAUAAAACAGAGGGGCCCAAACGGAAAGCAGAGUCUGAUACUGAAACUGAGGAAAAUAAAAACAAGAAGAGGAGAGAAGAGCAGGAGAAGCCACGGGGUUUUGCGAGAGGACUGGAGCCAGAGCGUAUUAUUGGGGCGACAGACUCAAGUGGAGAGCUCAUGUUCCUCAUGAAGUGGAAAAAUUCUGACGAGGCUGAUUUGGUUCCAGCAAAAGAGGCUAACGUCAAAUGUCCCCAGGUGGUUAUCUCGUUUUAUGAGGAACGUCUGACGUGGCAUUCGUACCCGUCUGAAGAGGAAGAAAAGAAGGAGGAAAAGUAACCAAGGGAGAGGAGCUCAUGCACUUCCCGUUUACAACUUUACAAGACGAGAAAAUAAUCCCGACUUUUCAGAAAGUGGUUUUCAGUUGUACAGGUGUAUAGUUCUCCGGGUGUACCUUUUCUCAAUCCUUUCAGACCCAUAUCAUUGUCAGCGUUUGUGAGGGGAUGGGACAGGUUGUGUUUUUAAAUACAGCAUGAUUUUUUUUUCCUCCAGGUUUUGAAUAACAACUGACUGUAGAAGCCAGUGAAUUGUAGAUUAGUUACCUUGGCUUGUAGCGUAGGGUUUGAGUCCUUGAAGGGGAAAGGAAUCCGUAGCAGUUGAUGUGCCAUUAAAUAGUAGCCUCUUUUAAUAUGACAUGCGGCGGUUUUGUUUGAAAUUCUUUUUCCCCUCACCCCACCCUUUUCCUUCGCAUGUUCCAGAUCUGAAGGGCAGCUUGGGUGGAAUUUAUCUGACUGGUUGAGGUGUGGCAGCUACUUUAGAAAGCCCUAAAUUGUUGUCUGCGAGUUGCAUUUGCACCUUGCUUGGGGGGAAUUUAGUGGCUCCAGCUCAUGAGUAUCCUGCCAAUGGGAGCCUCAUUUGAUGCCAGCUCCCCCCACUCUUCACACAUGAGCACCAAAACCUCUGCAGAGAAGCUGAGGAACACUGGAUAGCAAAGGGGCUAUGUGAUACUAAACUAACUUGUGGGAGGAGCAGUAAUUUUCACAGCCUCCCUCCCCUGGAUUUGUGUCUUUGUUUUUAGAUAGUGUUACAGUAAGAGUCUCCUCUUGUUGGUUGGUGCAGGCUACUUUACAAUGAAAUGAUAAACCUCAAUUAGUGGAGGGGACAGGCAUUCUUAAACAGUCAGAAACUGUUGGGCAAGCAUUCUUUAAGGGUCAAAUUCUUGAGGUUGCUGAUUGGCUUAUUGCUUAAGAUGGAGUCAUUUGCACCAAAGCAGCUCAUUGUUCUUGUGUCAUAGGCAGCAGUUACAUUUUUUUAAUUUUAUUUUUGUAUUAAUACCUGCUCAUUCUUAUAACUUCCACUGCCUAAUGCUGGAAUCCCUUGGGCCUGCCUGAGACGGAGGAUGCAGACAUGUAACACGGACAGGACUGUAGAAAGACAUAGCAGACUGUGGUAUUGGGACAGAGAAGAGGCAAAUCUGUUUUUCAGGUGUGGGCCAUUUUUUUUUGUGGUCAGAUAGAGGUUUACACCUGAAGCAUUACCUCAUGUUUCACUGUGCCUUUCUAGCUUUCCUGCUCAUAUCACACACGUGGGUUUAUGAUGGUACAAGUUAUGAGAUUCCAACUAAGGCCCCACAGUGCAUUCCCCACUAUCUGUCUCACCAUCCCUGGACCAUUGACUUUUGAGGAUGUGCAUUCCAGUGCUCUGAUAAUUCCAUCUUUAUUUCCAGACAGUUGUGCAGUAUGUGGCCAGAGGUUAUCCAAUUCAUUGGUUGGUAAGGAGCACUAGAGUAGAUACUAGGAGGAGUAAAGCUCACUCUGGGAAUGUUGGCUAACAUCCCAAGGAACUCUUCAGCUCAUUUGGUCCCAGGAUACCUGUUCAUUAUCAACUCAGUUGCUUGAUUGGUCAAACUUCUUGCUUAACCAGUACUUUAUAUCUGUUCAACCUGUCUGAGUAGAGGAGGAGGGGGAAGUUGAGGUAGAUAUGUAAGUGCAGCACUGGGUGACUGGUUUACAUCUCCCUUUCCUGAGAUAUAGAUCUUAGGGAGUGUCACAGUCAUUGGAUGGCAAGUGGGGGAUUGGUGAGGGGAGGAUAGAAUUUGGAUUUACCUGCCCAAGUCAGUAACAAAAUCACAAAUCAAACCAAAAAACACAAGGCUGCCUUUUUUUUUAAUUUCCCUGUAGGAUUGUGAUUCUUAUUUGAAUACUGGCUGUGGUUUGUUUGGUUGGAGGGGGGGGUAAGAGGAAGAAAGAACAAUGUCAUCCAAUAUAACCCAUGUACUGUAGGUCUGAACAGGGAUGUGGCUGCUUGUCCCCUGAUGGUCCCUCCCAACUGGCUUGAACAUCAGAAAUCCAACACUGUCCUAAUGCAGGAAAAGUAUUGCUUCGACAAAGUGUUUUUGUGUUACUGGAGUAAGACUGAUUAUGUUUUCAUUAGUAAUCUUUUUAAAUGUGAUUGGGGGGGGGUGUUUGUCUGAGGUAUUUGUGGAAGGAAAUAUAUAAGCAUGGAAACUAAAGUAUUAGUGCCACUUUCCUAAUUUUCAUACAUUGCAGCUCUUCUGUCCAAUUCACAUUUAAUCAUCAAAUGUCUUUUAGACGGGGAGAACUGAUUUUAGCUGGUUUUAAAGGAUCUGUUUUGUAGAAUUCCUAUUAAGUAUUGUGAUAAAUGCUCCUGCAACACCACACCCUGUGUGUUGUUUAACAGGCACGCAAAUAUUGUGUAAUAAAACAGGAAAAACACUAA